UUCCUCUAUUGUUACAUUGUAACAAACCGGGGCAGAAGAGAGGCCCAUAGGGUCCUCGGGCCGACAGAUACUACACAUCAUUUUUGUUUUUUUCUUUCCUUCGGGGUGGAAAUAUAACGUUGCGAUUUGUCUAAACAUAGCGCCGAACACAACCACCUAUUCGGAGGAAAAAAAACCCCGAAGGCUCGGCUCUAUUUGGUCUUUUUCAAUGCAGGCAUUUUAAAGGAUCACCUAGAGGUUUUUAUCUGCAUUUAUGGGAUGCAUCUGCGCCGGGAUUUGUCAUUUUUAAUGAAUACGGUCCUUGUCUGCCUUCGUCUGCCCCGUUUGAAUUUUUGCAGAGCUUGACUGCAACGUUCAGUGCUCGCAUAGCCUUCUCGACACACAAAACCCCCCCAUUUGUAGUCUAUGUCAAGACUAAUAUCCAUUGUUUACGAUGCUUAAAUGUUCGGACAUCACUGUAUCUUCGUGAAUAAACUGCUAUUUCCUUAGUGGUCUGGCCAUUUCGAUGGGCUGAAGUCGCUUUUGUCUGUCAUCUUGUAACCUUGUGGAAGUCUAAAGCCGAAAUAGCCUCAAAAUCCCCAAAGAAAAUAACCAUCCAAAUAAAGGAAGCACGGAUCGAGCGACAGCUUCGCCGGUUUAAAGGCUCUCUAUUUCUGCCCAAGACGCAGUGUUUCCAUGGAGACAGUGUCAUCUCGUGGCCUGAAGCGCAGAUUCGAGGAGGUGGACAGCGGCUCGCCGUGUUCCACACCCAAAGAUUCGGAUGAUGACAUCUCUAGCAGUGACAGCGCUGAUAGCUGCGACAGUCUCAAUGCUCCCUCCAGCUCUCUCACACCCCCCUCCAUUCUAAGAAGACACAAAGCAUCUUUAGGUCGUAAGCAGGUACGCUUUGACGCGGUGACGGUCUACUACUUCUCCAGGAGGCAGGGCUUCACCAGCGUGCCCAGUCAGGGUGGCAGCUCCCUGGGCAUGGCACGCCAUCACUGUGCUAUACGACAUUACACCCUUGGCGAGUUUGCACGAGAACAAGAGAGCAGCCACAAGCAUGUGCUGCGUCAACACCUGCGGCAAGAAAAACUCAACGCUCGCAAGUUAAAGCUGACACGGAAUGGAACUGUGGAUUGUCCCGAAGCCGAGUUGCUUACCCUGGACGACAUAUCCGAUGAGGAUCUGGACGUCGAGAGUGUAGAGGUGGACGAUUGCUUCUUCUUGCAGCCUCUUCCAACCAAGAGGCGUCGGGCACUACUGAGGGCCUCAGGUAUUGCCCGCAUAGAUGCCAGAGAAAAGGCUGAGCUGCGUGCCAUACGUUUGUCCCGGGAGGAGUGUGGUUGUGACUGCCGCUUCUACUGCGACCCUCGGCAUUGUGGCUGCAGCCAAGCUGGAAUUAAGUGCCAGGUGGAUCGGAUGUCCUUCCCAUGUGGUUGCACCCGUGACGGUUGUGGCAAUACAGCUGGUCGCAUUGAGUUCAACCCUCUUCGUGUGCGUACCCACUAUCUUCACACUAUCAUGAAACUUGACCUGGAAAAGAGAAGCCUGUUGGGUGUAAGGCCUGGAGAGGACUGUGGGGAAGAGACAGAGUUAGUCUCCUCUCCAUCUCUGUCUCUUUCUCCCUUGGACUCGGAUGUGGAGGUGGAAAGCCAAAGCAUUCAGGAGCUGCAAGAGGAGCACUGCGACAGCCUGGAGCGUGAGAACGAAACAGCCGUGCUUCACCUACAGAGUGCGGAGGAACGGGAAAGGAGACUGGAACAAGAGGAACAGCAGGUCGAAGAGGCGCAGACCACUGACCCGACCCUUUGCCUCCUGCAGGGUGCCCUCACCAGCCAGGCUGGGAUGGAGGGCAUGGAAGGUGUUGAGGGAGUCCUUCUCGAAGGACCUUUUCCUGAAGGUGCCACCCUGCUGUGUAUUACUGAGAACAAUGAGGAUGAACAGACCGAGCAGAGGCUCCUCAAAGACCCUGCCUCUGUCCUCUAUUAUCAGGUAGGUCAUGUAGAGACAGCAGCCUUUGAGACGCUUCCUGCGCAAGUAGAGGAGGUGGUGAGCGAAGGCGGGGAUCCAGAUACGGAGAGCGAUCGGCAAAAACAAGAAACCUGCGGGCAGGAUUCGGCCAAGAGCUUGUCUGUCGAAGUACCUCCACCUCUCGAGGAUGGGGGCGAAGAACAACUUUGUCCAGAACAGGCCUCAAAUGACGGGGAAUGCCUCGAGACAUGCCUGGCACUGGAUGAAAAGGCAGUACAACUUCCUCCAGAAGUGUAGAGCCCAUCACCUCUGCAGAUGUUUUGCACAAGUUAGUCAUUAAAUUCAAAGAGAGCCUACUCCACACAGUGCGAUACGUUACAAGACUGCAUAAUGUUAUUAAAUGUUAACUUCAUGGGUUCGUAUCCAAUUUAGCCGGAGAUAAGCAUGUACUGUGUUUGAAGUAGGUUGUCUGUGGUAAAAUAAGUUAUUAAAAAGAAAAAAAUAGAAUAAUUUAUUUAAAAAAAGUGAAAAAAGAAACUCAAGAAAAGCAGAGAUCCUGAUCUGUCAACAAGUGUUUGUUUUUCCAAUAUGGUAUCAGUUUAUUACUCGAUACUAGUGGGGAAAAAGUGGCCUUUAUGUCGAGGAGCAAGCAUUUUCAGGAUUAUCCAGCGCCUUUGUAUGGCCUUUCCAGUUUGUAGAGUUCCGAUAGCGCACUCCAACAACUAAUCGGCACUGUCGAGAGCGGGUAUGCUAACGCUAUGUUCACGUCUUGAUGGAAUUACCACAGUUAUGGGAUGAGAGCUCUCAUUUGAGUUGUUCAUAUACUAUAUGCUAAAUGCUCAUAACGCCAAAAUGUAUCCAUACAUGGCUUGUUGCUUAUUACAAUAAAAUCUCUAUGUUAACCUUGGAAUGGAGCUUUUAUAAAAUGAAUAAGUUCCGACCUAGGAAUUACAAAUGUUUUCAAAAGCCUUGAAUGGUUUAAAUACUCCUGUAAUCCUAUAAUUAUGGUAAUUCUUCCAGGGCGUGAAUGCAACAUUAGUAAUAUGCAUAUGGCUAAUGCUAACUCAGUGCUAACGCUAAGAGGAGGAGUUGCUAAUUUUAGAAGAGGGUGUUGUUUGUAGCAUCCUUCCUGUGAAUAGACCCAACAAUCCUGGAAAUACUUGGUUUUCAUGUACUGUACAAGUGUUUUGCUAAGAGCUAGCAUGAAGAUGAGUGAAAAAGCUGCUUGUUCUCUGUAUGCACGUUGAAAACUUGAUUCGUUUGAUCUUGCUGAGAGGGGAUCAGGAGGAUGAAUGAAUGUGCAAGCCAUUUGCACAGCAGUUCUUUACUGAUUUAUCGUAGUCUUGACCUGACACCGUUUGAAGCUGUAGCCUACCGUCCCAGUUCGUGGACGUUUAUUUAUUUACCACCGCUUUGUAUUGUUAGGGCGAGGACAAUGUGUGUGAGUAUUGUCUACAAUCAUUUAUGAUUUUUUUUUUUUUUUUUUUUUGAUGUGUUUUAAUUUUUCAGGAGUGAAUGAGAUCAUACACAUUUAUUGCACGUCAAGCCUUUAAUGAUUACAGAAGAGAUUGUAUGGGUGUUAUGGGUGAAUCUCAUGAAAACACGUCACUCCAAAAUCAUUUUACAUAAACAAUACAAUGCUUAGGGCCAUAAUGUUGUUUUAACAUCAGUUUCACCAUCAAAUAGCCGUUUUAAUUCUGUUUGUUACUCUGAAAUGUGAUUCUCAUUCAACACAGAAGUUUGGGUAAAAAUGGGGUGAAACUGACAAUGGCGCAAUGCAAGAAUUUACUAUAUUUUGUGUAUUUUGCGCAGGAAUAUGAUGCAUGGCGUGUUCUUGACAUAUUUUGUGAGAUUGACCCGUCUAAGUUCAACCUUUAAACCCAGUACUUAAAACCCAAGGUGAUCUUAUACAUCAUGUAGGCCUUUAUGUACUGUAUGACAAGGCAAAGAAGACUUUGAGGAGACUAUACAUUGUAAUUUUGAUUUACACAUUUGCCUUUUUAGUUUAUCUCACUAGGCCACAGUUUUAACCAGUCCUGGUAUUUAGGCCACAUUACAAGUUAGGCUGAAUAUAAUUUUGUAUUAACAGUGCACCUUGUUUUUAAACGUCCAAACCCUCAUUUAAACCCUGUGAAGACCAUCCUUCCACCUCUUUUGCAUUUUUAUAGUCCAUCCCUCUCUCAUCCCUCGUUUUAGAAUAUGAAUAAUGUUGAUGAAAAUUUUACUUGGAUGCUUUCUGUUAAAGCUGUUUUAGUUCACCUCUGUUUAAUGUUAGUUAAAGACAAAGUAAUAAUUUGAAUGGUUACAUGAAAAAAUGGUGUCUUCAAAUAGUAUAACGAGUUCUGUGAUGUUGCUAAAUUAUUUAAACGUAAGGAACCGAAGAAAAAUGUCAUUUUGCAGUGUGUAUGAGCGCGUGUGAGUGUUUGUACGUGUGCUUGAAUGAUUUAUGCUGAUUUGUGAGAUGAACCAAUGUUUGUGAGUGCAGUAUGGGGUCAUCACGUUUCAAAAGGUGCUCUUAUUUUAGUUUUUACAUAUUCAUAUUAACACUAUAUGUAGAAUAUAUGUAGAGAGAAAAAUGAAAUGUUAAUAUCCACACAUAGUUGGUUAUGAAUGCAUAUGUUGCUGUUAUCUCUCUGCUUCAAGUUUACUCACCCUUAAAACACUCUUAAGUCCUGAGUAAAGGAGAUGCUUCAUUAUGUGAUUACUUUAGCUAAAAUGGAACACGUGAGGCUAAUCAUGAACUUGUUAGCAUGGUUGCACCCUCAUGACUUAGCAUUGUAAAGCUCCAAGCAUUAAGUGUAAUUCAAACCUAAAUCUGCAAUAAUUAAGAGUUUUGCAAAUGACCAAUCAAGAAGGAUUUUGUUUUAUACAGUUACUGUGUUUAUAAUGUUUUUCUUACUUUGUUUUUGCCUCAUUGUACUGUAUGUUAAAAUGUCUCUUCGUCUCUGUUUACUGAAUGAUCUUUAUGUAUCGGCUAAGUGUGUUAUAUGUCGUUUUUAUGUU
Molecule: messenger RNA, 4956 nt
Organism: Labeo rohita (rohu)
Lineage: Eukaryota; Metazoa; Chordata; Actinopteri; Cypriniformes; Cyprinidae
Gene: csrnp2
Product: cysteine-serine-rich nuclear protein 2
Exons: 5
Coding region: 676-2250 (524 amino acids)
Biological process (GO): regulation of transcription by RNA polymerase II
Cellular component (GO): nucleus
Molecular function (GO): sequence-specific DNA binding; DNA-binding transcription factor activity, RNA polymerase II-specific
Source: RefSeq, a predicted model, not a curated record